Molecule: messenger RNA, 1501 nt
Organism: Olea europaea var. sylvestris
Lineage: Eukaryota; Viridiplantae; Streptophyta; Magnoliopsida; Lamiales; Oleaceae
Product: cytochrome c1 2, heme protein, mitochondrial-like
Exons: 8
Coding region: 119-1501 (460 amino acids)
Biological process (GO): mitochondrial electron transport, ubiquinol to cytochrome c
Molecular function (GO): electron transfer activity; heme binding
Source: RefSeq, a predicted model, not a curated record
UUGCUCGGCCACGCUCCUUAUAGCAUCAUUCUCUCUCUCACACACAUCCACACAGAGAGACCCACUUCUAUCGUCUCCUUUGAUCUGCUACCACACUCCAUUUUUCUGAACUCGAAAGAUGAGAUUUGGAAAAAUCUGCGGAUUUAUCGACCCACUCAUUCGCCGAAGCGUUGUGAAUCGUACAGCCUCCGAUUUUAAGGCUCCUUCACUCUUGCCAGCACUUCUUUCAAAGCAUGGUCAAGAUGGUAGCGUGUCUACUGGCACGAAAUCCUUAAAAGUAUUUUCACUUCUUGGUGCUGGAGCAUUGGGCCUCCUGGGUUGUGCAACAGUAGCUUCUUCCGAUGAGGCUGAGCAUGGGUUAGAGAGUCCCAACUAUCCAUGGCCUCACGAGGGCAUUCUCAGUUCAUACGACCAUGCUUCGAUUCGUCGUGGUCAUCAGGUUUACCAGCAAGUUUGUGCAUCGUGCCACUCAAUGUCUCUAAUUUCUUAUCGUGACCUAGUUGGUGUGGCUUACACUGAGGAAGAAACUAAAGCUAUGGCGGCAGAGAUUGAAGUGGUUGAUGGUCCAAAUGACGAGGGUGAGAUGUUCACUCGCCCUGGGAAACUGAGUGAUCGUUUUCCUCAGCCUUAUGCUAAUGAACAAGCUGCAAGGUUUGCCAAUGGAGGUGCCUAUCCCCCUGAUCUAAGUCUUAUAACCAAGGCCCGCCAUAAUGGACAGAAUUAUGUUUUUGCUCUUCUAACUGGGUACCGCGAUCCUCCUGCUGGUGUGAUGAUUAGAGAAGGGCUACACUAUAAUCCUUAUUUCCCUGGUGGAGCUAUUGCUAUGCCUAAAAUGCUUAAUGACGGUGCUGUUGAAUAUGAAGAUGGUACCCCUGCGACAGAGGCACAGAUGGGAAAAGAUGUCGUGUCAUUUUUGUCAUGGGCUGCUGAACCAGAAAUGGAAGAACGGAAGCUGGUAAGAUCUAUCUCCCUCUCUCUAUCUAUCUACUUGGCAAUGAGAACUAAUUUCAUCCCCAAUACCACGCUUUGCUUACCUGCUGCAAUUGUGGGGGCUAUCGUACUUCCCAUGAUUCUACUGUGUGACAUCCCACUGAUUGAUUUUUAUCUUGGCGUUAAAAACCUUUCUUCACGCGAACCCUCCGAUGUCUCUCGUCAUAUCCAAACCAACCCUUCCACCACCCAACCUCACCGUUGCCGGCCUCUCCGACGCCCGUUAUCAAACCUAGAAUUGGAGACCCACCGACACCAGCCUCACGCCACAAAAAUCCAGCCUCGCAUGCCUAGAAGAGUCCGAACAAGCCAUAAGAUCUACCUUGGUUCGACCAGAUCCAGGUCUCACGCGCCUAACCGACCGCUUCUGCAGGUCGUUCUGCCUUCAGCCGAUCAGGCGUGUGGGCCACCGACCGAUCAGGCGGCUCGUGGCCCACAUUUCCAAGUUCCUCCCGCUACUACGAAGCCAUUCCGACCAUUAGUUCUGUCAUCUUUCGGCCCGUUAUCAUAA